Molecule: messenger RNA, 1670 nt
Organism: Pollicipes pollicipes
Lineage: Eukaryota; Metazoa; Arthropoda; Thecostraca; Pollicipedomorpha; Pollicipedidae
Product: NADH dehydrogenase (ubiquinone) 49 kDa subunit
Exons: 11
Coding region: 107-1504 (465 amino acids)
Biological process (GO): mitochondrial electron transport, NADH to ubiquinone
Cellular component (GO): respiratory chain complex I
Molecular function (GO): oxidoreductase activity, acting on NAD(P)H; NAD binding; quinone binding
Source: RefSeq, a predicted model, not a curated record
GCAAGAGCGACCGCAGGUCUCAGUGGUAGGCUGGGUUGAUCUUAUUCGGUGCGGCGGCUGCUUAUUUAGGGUAGGGUGUUGUUGCACUACCUUCUCCACCGGAGCCAUGGCGGGCAAUAUGGCCAAGCUGAUUGCGGCUAGUCCCUUGAACCUCUCCAGGGCUCUGCUGAAUGUUAAGUCAUCUGCUGUUAUGGCCAGCCCGGCCCGCGGCGCCAAACGCUGGUACCCGGACGCCAAGUUCAUGCAGCCGUUCGAGAAGACGGUCAUCACCACGGGCGACGACGACGUCGUCUGGAAGCGGCCCGACUUCAACCAGCACGUGGAGCCGCAGGUCAAAAAGAUCCACAUGAUGCAGCUGAACUUCGGCCCGCAGCACCCGGCGGCGCACGGUGUGCUGCGGCUGGUGCUGCAGCUCGAGGGAGAGACGGUGCUGCGGGCUGACCCACACAUCGGCCUGUUACACCGCGGCACCGAGAAGCUCAUCGAGUACAAGACGUACACGCAGGCGCUGCCGUACUUCGACCGGCUCGACUACGUCUCGAUGAUGUGCAAUGAGCAGUGCUACUCGCUGGCCGUCGAGAAGCUGCUCGGCAUCGACGUGCCCGAGCGGGCCAAGUGGAUCCGCACCAUGUUUGGCGAGAUCACGCGCCUGCUCAACCACAUCAUGGGCAUUUGCACGCACAUCCUGGACAUCGGCGCGCUCUCGCCCUUCUUCUGGAUGUUCGAGGAGCGCGAGAAGAUGAUGGAGUUCUACGAGCGUGUUUCGGGCGCCCGCAUGCACGCCGCUUACGUCCGACCGGGCGGCGUCUCCCAGGACCUGCCGAUCGGGCUGCUGGACGACAUCCACGACUUCCUCUCGAAGUUCAACGAGCGCAUCGACGAGCUGGAGGACGUGGUGACCAACAACCGGCUGUGGAUGCAGCGCACCAUCGGCAUCGGCACCGUUACCGCCGAGGACGCGCUUAACUGGGGCUUCAGCGGUGUCAUGCUGCGUGGCUCGGGCAUCGAGUGGGAUCUGCGCAAGGCGCAGCCUUACGACGCCUACGACAAGGUCGACUUUGACAUCCCUAUCGGCAUCAACGGCGACACUUAUGACAGGUACCUCUGCCGGCUGGAGGAGAUGCGGCAGUCCGUGCGCAUCAUCGAACAGUGUCUGAACAAAAUGCCGCCGGGCGACAUCAAGGUGGACGACCACAAGAUCGUGCCGCCCAGCCGCGCUGAGAUGAAGGAAUCGAUGGAGGCGCUGAUCCACCACUUCAAGCUGUACACGCAGGGCUACUUGGUGCCGCCGGGCGCCACCUACACGGCCAUCGAGGCGCCCAAGGGCGAGUUCGGCGUGUACCUGGUGUCGGACGGCUCCAGCAAGCCGUACAGGUGCAAGAUCAAGGCGCCCGGCUUCGCCCAUCUGGCCGCCAUCGACCACAUCGGCAAGAACCACAUGCUGGCCGAUAUUGUCGCCAUCAUAGGUACGCUGGACGUCGUAUUCGGCGAGGUGGACCGCUGAGUCGGCGGCCGCUGACGGCGUCGACGACGCCGAGCGGGUGUACAUACUGCAUAGUACUGGGCGCGUGUGCCACGGCCCCGGCGGCGGGCCGGUGAUCGGCCGCCGCCGCCCUGUGCUGCCGUGUGACCUCAGAGGCGGGGAUGUGACCUCAGAGGUCAGAACUGGU